Messenger RNA from Ostreococcus tauri, 885 nucleotides. Its product is annotated as Nicotinamide N-methyltransferase-like. The transcript has a single exon. Lineage: Eukaryota; Viridiplantae; Chlorophyta; Mamiellophyceae; Mamiellales; Bathycoccaceae. The record is from RefSeq and is a predicted model, not a curated record. The coding region runs from base 1 to 885 and encodes 294 amino acids.
AUGGCGAAUGAUGGGACGCCAGCGGCGCGAGCGGCGCGGGCGCGGGCGCGGCGCGGGCGGGCGCGACGGGCGAUGGAGACGAUGACGACGGAGAUGGCGACGUCGAGGUCGUUCGCGGAGGCGGCGGUGGAGAUGGGGGCGUUGGAGGCGGCGCGACGCGCGGUGGAUGGGGCGGAUGACGAGGAGACGCGAACGCGCGCGCGGGCGCUGGCGGAGACGUGCGCGCGGGCGGCGAGCUCGAUCGAACGAACGCGGGAGGAGAGGUUCGGGGAGGUGACGGUGAUGGUUUUGGAGACGGCGUUGGCGAACGGCGUGGGGGCGAGGCUGUGGCGGGCGGCGAGGACGAUGUGCGCGAGACUGGCGGCGGACGCGAGCGCGAUUCGAGGCAAACGCGUGCUCGAGCUCGGCGCGGGCGUCGGGGCGUGUGGAAUCCUGUGCGCCAAGCUCGGCGCGCGUGCGGUGGUUCUGAGUGAUUUCGAGGAACCGCUCCUCGACGCCCUCGAGCGGUCGAUCGCGUUGAACGACGUCGGCGAUCGAUGCGUCGUCGCCGCGGUGGAUUGGCGACGCGAGCUUCGACUCGAGCGCACGCCCGGCGCUCGCGCCCUCGACGACGCCGACGUCUUCGACAUCAUCAUCGGCACCGACGUCUUAUACGAGAAAUCGCACGUCGACGCCUUACCCGCGUGCAUCGCUCGCCGUCUCGCUCCGAACGGCGCGUGCUUCCUCGUCAACGCCGAGCGCUACGCCGGGGCGUUCGACGAUUUUCACACCGCGUGCACCGCGCGCGGUCUCCGCGUCCACCACCCCGAGUUCGACGUCGACAGUUCAAAAGCAAAGGACUGGCACGUCGGCGGCGCGCGCGCGUGCGUGGUCACCCAUCUCUGA